UUAAUGAGAUGUUCACCGUCCUCUAUAUCCUGUUCCCCAUCUCUCUAAGUCCCCAAGGGCUCCUCGGAGCUCCCUGACCUUAAUUCCUUAAAUUCCGCCACCUCCAGGAAGCUCCUCGGCUUCCUGCUGCCAAGCCAGAUUUUGUAGGAAAGGUGGGGCGGGAAAGGGAGCGUCCUCAGGUAUCUGAGGCCAGUCCUCGGGUGCGGCCUCUUCCCGCUCUAGACCCCUUCCCGCUCUAGAACCCCCAGCCUGCGGGCACAGCCUUCUCUCCAGAUCCCCGCUUUCCAUCCACGGCGUGGGUGAGCAUCCGCGCGUGCGUCUAGGGAGAGCGGAGCCCCAGAAGACCGUCCCGCCGAGGCCAGGUAGUAGGGGGUGGGGGCAGGUGUUCCGCAUCCCCUGGAAGACGGUCCCAGCGUCCGUCCAGCAGCCUCGCCCACCUUCAGAUCUGGAGAUGAGCCAAGACGCUUUAAAGGGCAGAAGACUCCCUGAAGAGAGGGCAUUUCCUAGGGAUGGGCGGGGCCAGGCCCUGCCGCACCGCCCCUGUCACCUCCUCGCGGACACGCCCUCCGCUCGGCUGGCGCCGGUGCCUUUAAGACCUCAGCGCGCGGCCCUGAUUGAGAAAUCCGCGCGCAGCCUCCGCCGCCGCACACUGCGAUCUCUGCUGAACCCCUGCCGCGCCGCCGCCCUCGCCAGCCCGAACCGGACCAGCCCGCGUUCCCUUCCUCGGCUUCAGCCGGCCUCCGGCCCCGCAACCUCCUCCUCGGCGAAGUCUUCCUGGCCGCCCCAUGUCGGCCGCCCCCGCCUACAGCGAAGACAAGGGCGGCUCCGCUGGCCCCGGGGAGCCGGAGUACGGCCACGACCCCGCGAGCGGCGGCAUCUUCUCCUCCGACUACAAGCGGCAUGAUGACCUGAAGGAGAUGCUGGACACCAACAAGGAUUCUCUCAAGCUGGAGGCCAUGAAGAGGAUUGUGGCGAUGAUUGCCCGAGGAAAGAAUGCUUCAGACCUGUUUCCUGCGGUGGUGAAGAAUGUGGCCUGUAAGAACAUAGAGGUGAAGAAGCUUGUCUACGUGUACCUGGUACGCUACGCUGAGGAGCAGCAAGACCUGGCCCUGCUGUCCAUCUCCACCUUUCAACGUGGCCUAAAGGACCCCAACCAGCUCAUUCGUGCCAGUGCCCUCCGUGUCCUCUCUAGCAUCCGUGUGCCCAUCAUAGUGCCCAUCAUGAUGCUAGCUAUCAAGGAAGCCGCCUCGGACAUGUCACCCUAUGUGCGGAAAACAGCUGCCCACGCCAUCCCUAAACUGUACAGUUUGGACUCUGACCAGAAGGAUCAGCUGAUAGAAGUCAUUGAGAAGCUUCUAGCUGACAAGACUACGCUGGUGGCGGGCAGCGUGGUGAUGGCCUUCGAGGAGGUGUGCCCGGAGCGCAUCGACCUGAUUCACAAAAACUACCGGAAACUCUGUAACCUGCUGAUCGACGUGGAGGAGUGGGGCCAGGUGGUCAUCAUCAGCAUGCUCACUCGCUACGCCCGCACGCAGUUCCUGAGCCCCACCCAGAACGAAUCCCUGCUAGAGGAGAACGCGGAAAAAGCCUUCUACGGCUCAGAUGAGGACGAGGCCAAGGGCGCGGGGUCUGAGGAGACGGCCGCCGCGGCCCUCCCCGCCCGAAAGCCCUAUGUCAUGGACCCCGACCACCGGCUGCUGCUGCGCAACACCAAACCCCUGCUGCAGAGCCGCAGCGCCGCGGUGGUCAUGGCGGUGGCGCAGCUCUACUUCCACCUGGCGCCCAAGGCGGAGGUGGGCGUCAUCGCCAAGGCGCUAGUGCGCCUGCUGCGCAGCCACAGUGAGGUGCAGUACGUUGUGCUCCAGAACGUGGCCACCAUGUCCAUCAAGCGCCGGGGUAUGUUUGAGCCCUACCUGAAGAGCUUCUACAUCAGGUCCACCGACCCCACCCAGAUCAAGAUCCUGAAGCUGGAAGUGCUGACCAACCUGGCCAAUGAGACCAACAUUCCUACUGUCCUACGGGAAUUCCAGACCUAUAUUCGCAGCAUGGACAAGGACUUUGUGGCAGCCACAAUCCAGGCCAUUGGACGCUGUGCAACUAACAUUGGCCGAGUCCGUGACACCUGCCUCAAUGGCCUGGUGCAGCUGCUAUCCAACCGUGAUGAGCUUGUGGUUGCAGAGUCAGUGGUCGUCAUUAAGAAAUUGCUACAGAUGCAGCCAGCACAACAUGGAGAGAUCAUCAAACACUUGGCAAAGCUUACAGACAACAUCCAGGUGCCCAUGGCCCGAGCCAGCAUCCUGUGGCUCAUCGGAGAGUACUGUGAGCAUGUCCCCAGGAUUGCACCUGAUGUCUUAAGAAAAAUGGCCAAGUCAUUCACAGCAGAGGAGGAUAUUGUCAAGCUGCAGGUUAUCAACCUGGCAGCCAAGCUCUACCUGACCAACUCUAAACAGACCAAGCUGCUGACCCAGUAUGUGCUGAGUCUGGCCAAAUAUGACCAGAACUAUGAUAUUCGCGACCGGGCGCGCUUCACCCGGCAGCUCAUCGUCCCUUCCGAGCAGGGUGGGGCCCUCAGCCGCCAUGCCAAGAAGCUCUUCCUGGCACCCAAACCAGCUCCAGUCUUGGAGUCAUCCUUCAAAGACCGGGACCACUUCCAGCUGGGCUCACUGUCCCACCUGCUCAAUGCCAAGGCCACAGGCUACCAGGAGCUCCCAGACUGGCCGGAGGAAGCCCCAGACCCAUCUGUGCGCAACGUGGAGGAAGAAGAUCUCUCCCUUAUUGAGACUCACGUGGGCCUGUUGGGCGAAUACACUGAGGUACCUGAAUGGACCAAGUGCUCAAAUCGGGAGAAGAGAAAGGAGAAGGAAAAACCUUUCUACUCGGACUCUGAGGGGGAGUCAGGCCCCACGGAGUCCGCAGACAGUGACCCUGAGUCUGAGAGUGAAUCGGACAGUAAGAGCAGCAGCGAGAGCGGCUCUGGGGAGUCCAGCAGUGAGUCCGACAAUGAAGACCAGGAUGAGGAUGAGGAGAAAGGGAGAGGCAGUGAGAGUGAACAGAGUGAGGAGGAUGGUAAGAGGAAGACAAAGAAGAAGGUGCCAGAGGGAAAAGGAGAAGCGUCAUCCUCUGAUGAGGGCAGCGAUUCCAGCAGUAGCUCAUCAGAGUCCGAGAUGACAUCGGAGUCCGAGGAGGAGCAGUUGGAACCUGCCUCCUGGAGGAGGAAAACACCUCCCAGCAGCAAAAGUGCCCCUGCAACCAAGGAGAUCUCCCUACUUGAUCUAGAGGACUUCACCCCUCCCAGUGUCCAGCCUGUGUCUCCCCCAGCAAUUGUGUCUACCAGUCUGGCUGCUGACCUGGAGGGCCUGACACUCACAGACUCCACCCUGGUACCGUCGCUUCUGAGUCCAGUGUCGGGUGUUGGGCGGCAGGAGCUGCUGCACCGGGUAGCUGGCGAGGGGCUGGCUGUGGACUACACCUUCAGCCGCCAACCUUUCUCCGGGGACCCCCACAUGGUGUCUGUGCACAUCCACUUCUCCAACAGCUCUGAUACCCCCAUCAAGGGCCUGCAUGUGGGCACUCCCAAACUGCCUGCUGGCAUCAGCAUCCAAGAAUUUCCCGAAAUUGAGUCCCUGGCACCUGGAGAAUCUGCCACUGCUGUAAUGGGCAUUAAUUUCUGUGACUCAACCCAGGCAGCCAACUUCCAGCUGUGCACCCAGACCCGACAGUUCUACGUCUCCAUUCAGCCACCUGUUGGGGAGCUGAUGGCCCCUGUGUUCAUGAGUGAAAAUGAGUUUAAGAAGGAACAGGGAAAGCUGAUGGGCAUGAAUGAGAUCACAGAGAAGCUCAUGCUGCCAGACACCUGUCAGAGUGACCACAUUGUGGUGCAGAAAGUGACUGCCACUGCCAACCUGGGUCGUGUUCCUUGUGGGACAUCUGAUGAGUACAGGUUUGCAGGGAGGACACUGACUGGUGGAAGCCUCGUUCUGCUGACCCUGGAUGCCCGGCCAGCUGGAGCUGCCCAGCUGACCGUCAACAGCGAGAAAAUGGUGAUUGGCACCAUGCUGGUAAAGGAUGUGAUACAGGCUCUGACCCAGUGACUUCCAGAUGCUGUGGAAGACCUCUUUGGCUCCCAUCUAUACCUCCCCAUGACAUCUGGGCUGUCAGUCCCUCUCAUCUUUCUCUCUCUCUCAUCCUCCUCCUCAUGCCAGAUAGCAUUCAGGGUGUCCUCCCUCCCUCUGGAGGACCAACCCUCCCCUAAUCCCCUCCCCAUGGGUUCCUUAGUGAUCUGUGCAGAGGGAGAUGGCAGCCACUCCCUUCAGUCCUUCCAGAUUUCUGUAGCUAUUUAUGUAGCAGGCUCAAUAAAAUGUCUUCUCUCUA
Molecule: messenger RNA, 4371 nt
Organism: Symphalangus syndactylus (siamang)
Lineage: Eukaryota; Metazoa; Chordata; Mammalia; Primates; Hylobatidae
Gene: AP3B2
Product: adaptor related protein complex 3 subunit beta 2
Biological process (GO): vesicle-mediated transport; intracellular protein transport
Cellular component (GO): membrane coat; AP-3 adaptor complex
Source: RefSeq, a predicted model, not a curated record